AUGAACGGUUCCUAUGACUUCAUAGUUGUUGGUGCGGGUGCUUCAGGCUGUGUCCUGGCUUCGAGAAUAGCAAACACUUCAUUACGGCCAUCAGUCCUACUGCUCGAAGCUGGGGGGUCGAACGACAACGUAGCUCAUCUUUCAGCCGCCCAAAGAUUUGAGGUUGCCUUCAGCGAAAACUCCCCACUGAACUGGAAUUACAAAACAGCAGAACAACAUCAACUAGCGGGACAAAGAAUCGAUUACUCGAGAGGCAGAGGCCUGGGUGGUAGCACGGCAAUCAACUUUUGCGGCUGGGUUGUAGGGCCACGCGACGACUGGGACGAGUGGGCGAAUCAAGUCGGAAAUCAGAGCUUUAGUUGGAAGAACGCCAAAAGAUGCUUGGAAAGAAUAGAAAACUUGGAUGCCAAUAUCCCAGAUCCAGCGCUGAAAGAAUAUGUAUAUGCGGAUGUAAGAGAUCAUAGCACUUCCGGCUUAGUCAACCUUUCAUAUGGCGAUGCAUGGUUGCCAGAUAUAGAGGACAUAUUUGUCGCAGCAAAGGAAUCGGGCCUCCGAAUGAACCAAGAUGUAAACUCAGGGGACCCUAUUGGCUUCGGCAUGGGAAGCGUUUGUAUCCACGAGGGAACCAGGAUAACAUCAGCAAGUGCAUAUCUUGCCUCCAGCCCGCUAAAUCUCACAACUCUGCCAAACAGUGCCGUCGCACGUGUGAAUUUCGAGGGGAAAAGGGCUAUCGGCGUCGAAACAAUGGACGGCAGACAAUACCGAGCCGUGAAAGAGGUGAUCCUAUCAGGCGGUGCACUCAACACUCCUCAAAUACUCAUGCUAUCUGGCGUUGGGCCAAGCAAGCAGCUCUCCAAGCAUAACAUUCCUGUGGUGCACGAUUUGCCACAAGUAGGACAGAAUCUGCAGGACCACUGCUUCUCUUCUGUCGGGAUCGUGAUGGAGAAAAAGGGACCGACCCUUGAAGGGCAACCGUUAUCACAAAGCCCGACGCCGAUGGGUUGGCUCAAACUGCAAUCCGUGACAGGGUCGAAGGAGUACGAGGCUCUCCCGGAUGAGAAGAAGAGGUUUCUGCAGUCUUCGACGGUUCCCUCAUUUGAACUCGCGACGGUUGGCUUCCCUUUAAUCUACCCAUUUGAUGAUCUGCAACUAACACUUCAGAAGCAUACGCCUGCAGCAUUUCUGUCAUACGAAGAGGCUCCGGAAGAGCGAUUUCUCGGUAGCAUGUGCCUAAUCAUGAACCCACAGAGCCGCGGAACCGUCACGCUGGAAUCAGCAGAUCCGCUGGCAGCUCCUCUGAUUGAUCCUAAGUUCUUAACACAUCCUUAUGACCAACGUGUGAUGAUAGAAGGUAUACGUGAGGUGAUGCGUAUAUUGUCCGCUCCAGUGUAUGCAAGUCGAACUAUUGAGAAAGUAGGACCAAGAGACGAGUCGGACGAGGCGAUAUUGGACCAUAUACGGAAGCACAUGGGAAGUUCCUGGCACAUGUCAUGUACAGCUCGCAUGGGAUUGAACCCCGAAACCGCCUGUGUAGACUCCAAUUUUCGGGUUUUUGGCCUCGAAUCGCUGCGGAUUGUUGACUUGAGUCAAUCAUACCCAAUCCACGGCAUAUAUUGUUGGAGAGAUGGCAGCAGAGAAAUUGGUGACAGAAUACGACCUGGAUUCGCAGAAGAGGAUGCCUGCGAAGUUAUGAUUAGCGACGAUCCAUAG
This is a messenger RNA of Glarea lozoyensis ATCC 20868, 1710 nucleotides long. Its product is annotated as FAD/NAD(P)-binding protein. Gene Ontology annotation, molecular function: flavin adenine dinucleotide binding; oxidoreductase activity, acting on CH-OH group of donors. The record is from RefSeq and is a predicted model, not a curated record. Bases 1 to 1710 code for a protein of 569 amino acids. Lineage: Eukaryota; Fungi; Ascomycota; Leotiomycetes; Helotiales; Helotiaceae. The transcript has 5 exons.